UUAAAUGCACGUCUGUACAACACUGGCCAACAGCUGUUUACUAAAACCAAAGAGAAGAAGAAGAACAUAGGUUAUGAAAACACGAGCCGCUCCAAAAUGUUGAGAAAAUCGCUUGCCAACCUACCCCGCUUUGGACAGAUGUGCGGUUUACCGCGACGUCUGCAGAGCACACAACCAGAGCAGUCGGUGGAAACGGAACCGGAGGACAUCGCCCUGGUGGAACAGCGGAUUCUGAAGCACCCGGACUACUUCCAAGUGCACAACCUGUUCACCGUGCGCGACCUCUUCAAUGCCCGAGUGCACUAUGGCCACAAGGAGGGGUCCCUGGACGACCGAAUGCGUCCGUACUUGUUCGGCAGUCGGCUUGGCCACCUGAUCUUCGAUCUGGACAAGACGGCGUCCCAUCUGCGCGAUGCCCUUAACUUUGCCGCACACAUCGCCUUCCGGGAUGGCAUCAUUCUGUUCUUCAACCGCAACGCCAUGAACUCACAUCUUGUGGAGCGAAAGGCCCAGGAGGCCGGUGAAUUCUCACACACUCGCUUCUGGCGCGGCGGCAUCUUCACCAAUGCCAAUGUGCAAUUCGAUGCGGUCACGCGACUGCCUGAUCUUUGCAUUUUCCUCAACACCCAGAACAACGUUAUGGCUCAGCACACGGCAGUUCGUGACGCCGCCAAAAUGGCCAUACCAACGAUUGGCAUAGUGGACAGCAACUGCAAUCCCAACCUGAUCACCUAUCCAGUGCCCGGCAAUGAUGAUUCGCCGGCCGCAGUGGAGCUCUAUUGCAACCUCUUCAAGGAGGCCAUCCUGCGUGGCAAGCGGGAACGACGCCAACUGCUUGGCCUACCGCCUCUGGACGAAUCCCAUCCGCGCCGCAGUCGUAAAACCAAGUAAUAGUCAUAGUAUUGUCAAGUUGAUUUUGUUACAUUUAUCUGAAUACAAAUGCGGAUGUCCGUCGAUCCAGGAUGAUGAAGAAA
Molecule: messenger RNA, 974 nt
Organism: Drosophila yakuba
Lineage: Eukaryota; Metazoa; Arthropoda; Insecta; Diptera; Drosophilidae
Gene: mRpS2
Product: 28S ribosomal protein S2, mitochondrial
Exons: 2
Coding region: 97-891 (264 amino acids)
Biological process (GO): translation
Cellular component (GO): mitochondrial small ribosomal subunit; ribosome
Molecular function (GO): structural constituent of ribosome
Source: RefSeq, a predicted model, not a curated record